AACAGGGAUACAUUCCGCCAUGGAGAGCAGCGUAGACUUAUCGUUAGAUGACCAACUCUGCAUCGCGUCCACGCACAAUGCAAGCGGCGGAUUCUGUGGUCAGGGGGUGAACGCAAAUCACGCGACAGUUCAGAAUGCGAGUGUUGACAACAUUGAUACGGUAGAUGCAGUUUACGUAAUGAUAUUUGGAAUCUUCGGUGGAACAUUAGGGAAUAUCUUAAUGCUGAUGGUUAUCGGGUUAGACAGGAAGCUAUGGACCGUACCAAAUACGUUUGUUGUAAGCAUAGCAAUCUCGGAUCUACUUGUGACCGCGGAAGCUUUUCCUCUGAUAUUUGUGAAUAAUAUUCGUGGGCGGAAUAUUUUGGCUGUCAAUGGCGACGGAGAACUGGCAUGUAAAUUCCAAUGUGCUGUUCAUAUCUUGUCCGUGAGCGUAUCGCUUCUUGGUAUAAUGGCUGUAGCAAUAAAUAGAUACCUCUGUGUUUGUAGAGUUGGUUUGUACAAGAGAAGAUUCGGGAUGCGGACAGCGAUUCUGCUCAAUGUGUUCCUUUGGACGUGUUCGUGCGCAGUCACGGUCAUUGCCGUGUGGUACGAUCUAGUUUCGACGAAGUACAUCCCAAGCCUUUCGUCAUGUGGAUUCCAGCACAAUCUAAGCAUUUUAUACGUCUAUGUCAGUAACUUUACUUUCAUCUACAUGCCAAUGAUUGUGACGUUGAUCUGUUACAUCAACAUAUAUAGAGCGUUAUCCCGGUCAACAAGACGCUUCUCAAAAGGUGGUUCCCGGAUUUUCCGGAGACAGGAUUCGGGUGCUACAGGCUGCGCAAAGUGUUUGCCUCCGGUGACCAAACGAGACAUCCAAACCAUAAAGGUCCUGUUCCUUACUUAUGCGGCAUUUGUGAUAUGUUGGCUGCCUUAUACUUUCAUGUCUUUCAUUGCCGUUUACGGGACGAAGCAUUUGCUAGCCUAUAAGAUCACCGUUCGAAUGUGCAUGAGCAACUCCUGCGCCAACAGCGUCGUUUAUGGAAUAUUCAAUAGACGAUUCAGGAAAGGUUACAAGAAGAUCAUAUGCUGCGAGUUCUUUAGGUUUACACGAAACGGUUCGCCAUCAACGUCACCAACCGGCAGUUGGAAAAACAAAGAAACGAAUGACAAUGAUUUGGUGAACAACGUCAUUUUAUAAUUUUUACUAUGAUCAUCACGAAUACACUUUAUCACUUAUGAUGACCCUCUUUAAU
Molecule: messenger RNA, 1232 nt
Organism: Lineus longissimus
Lineage: Eukaryota; Metazoa; Nemertea; Pilidiophora; Heteronemertea; Lineidae
Product: melatonin receptor type 1B-B-like
Exons: 1
Coding region: 20-1177 (385 amino acids)
Biological process (GO): G protein-coupled receptor signaling pathway; phototransduction; cellular response to light stimulus
Cellular component (GO): plasma membrane
Molecular function (GO): G protein-coupled photoreceptor activity
Source: RefSeq, a predicted model, not a curated record